This is a messenger RNA of Guillardia theta CCMP2712, 591 nucleotides long. RefSeq lists its product as hypothetical. Gene Ontology annotation, molecular function: phosphatase inhibitor activity; transcription corepressor activity; chromatin binding. The record is from RefSeq and is a predicted model, not a curated record. The transcript is spliced from 4 exons. Gene Ontology annotation, biological process: negative regulation of transcription by RNA polymerase II; negative regulation of phosphatase activity. Lineage: Eukaryota; Cryptophyceae; Pyrenomonadales; Geminigeraceae. The coding region runs from base 1 to 591 and encodes 196 amino acids.
AUGGCAGAGGAAUGGGUACAAGCAGAGAAGACAUGGCAUGCAGAGCUAGAUACAGCUAAGCUGGAAUAUCAGAGAUUGAUAAAGUCCGAAGACGAGCACGCUAAUAUCUUGAGGCUCCUCAAGCAACUACCCAAGAAGGUGGAGCAUCAGGUCAUGGUCCCUAUCGGACCAAUGGCAUUUAUGCCCGGAAAACUGGUUCACACCAACGAGAAACGAGAAAAUCAAAUCCAAUUGAACGCGGAUUCCAAGCCCGUUUCUGACGAUGAGGACGUCGACGAGGAUGAUGAUGAAGGCCAGGGAGCUGAAUUCUGGAGAGACAAAGGCUUUGUUGGAUGCUAUGCCUACGAUGAUGAUGGUGAUGAACAAGAGGAGGAGGAAGUCAAAGAAGAUUCCGGCAGGGCAGCUAUGCACAAGGAUGAGGAGGCUACGCCAUGGAACGAUGAUGAACCAGUGAUGGAAAUAAUAGAGCCAUUAGAAGGAGGAGAACCGCAUGUAGUCAAGUAUGCUAGUCAGAAAGAAUUUGAGGACAAGAACAACUUUUCGCUUCCUCCAGAAUUGAAAGCAAUCUUUGAAAACAAAGAAAUGGACUAA